AUGCCCCCAGAUAGCGCCUCAUUCACGGCCCUAAACCUACCCCCGACCUUCGAACUCCCCCAAUGCAUGGAAUACUUCACAUUACCAGCAGGCCCAAACACAGACCUGUGGCGCAAACCACCAAAUGGCGACACAUCCACCGCCCCAAUCGUCUUCACAAGCCUCCGCCACCCCUUCGUCGUAGCCGAAGUAACCGUUAGCGCAGACUGGGAACUGGAAUGCGACCAAGGCGGGCUUGUCAUCUUCGCCGGUGCUGCCCCACAAGCGCAAUCCGCACUCUUCUCGGAGGUAGACGCAGCGCACGCACCAGCAACAGCGCCAGGCUGGCGAGCGGGAGCCGGGGCCGGGGCGGGAUCCGCGGGUUCUAGCCCGCGCUUCCCGUGCAAAUGGGUCAAGGCUGGCAUGGAGUUUUCGUCGGGGAGUGUUAAUGCUUCGUCUGUCAGUGCGACUGCUGAUGGGGCGGAUUGGUGUCUUUCACCGCUGGGGUCUGCGGGGACUGGGAUGGGGACUGGGAUGGGCGUUCACUCAUUGCGCAUCAAGCUUGAGCGUGUAGGAUAUGCAUUGUGGAUUUGGUACCAGGUUCCGUCGGCUUUGCCGUAUGCUCUGUCGCCUGGGGCGGUGGGGAGUACGUGGAAGAAGCUGCGGGAGGUGACCUGGUUCUUUUAUGGGGUUGAGGAUAAGUUUGUGCAUGUUGGCGUUUAUGCCAGUCGGCCGACAUGUUUUUCGCGUGGUGAGACUAUGUGGGAUGCUAUGCACGGCAUGACUCUUGAUAGUUCACUGCCGGCUAGUUCGGGGGAUGGGUUGGUUGUUGAGUUUGAGGAUCUGGAAAUCUUCUAG
Messenger RNA from Penicillium arizonense, 837 nucleotides. RefSeq lists its product as uncharacterized. The record is from RefSeq and is a predicted model, not a curated record. Lineage: Eukaryota; Fungi; Ascomycota; Eurotiomycetes; Eurotiales; Aspergillaceae. The transcript has a single exon. Bases 1 to 837 code for a protein of 278 amino acids.